Messenger RNA from Diachasma alloeum, 1394 nucleotides. RefSeq names its product corticotropin-releasing factor-binding protein (gene crh-BP). The coding region runs from base 303 to 1292 and encodes 329 amino acids. Lineage: Eukaryota; Metazoa; Arthropoda; Insecta; Hymenoptera; Braconidae. The transcript is spliced from 9 exons. The record is from RefSeq and is a predicted model, not a curated record. Gene Ontology annotation, molecular function: corticotropin-releasing hormone binding. Gene Ontology annotation, biological process: negative regulation of corticotropin secretion; negative regulation of corticotropin-releasing hormone receptor activity; hormone-mediated signaling pathway.
UCCUCCGGCGUUUCUUCUUCAUAUUAUCCCCUGGGGCAUCCAAAAAUCGAAAGCUUCUCCCACAAUCUUCGACUCAUAGGAACAAUCUCAAACAAGUGUGGAGAGGAAUUGAGAGGAGGGAGAGAAGACAGAAGAGUUGAAUCGAGAGGUGGGCUUUCGGGGAUGCGCGCGAGGACCAACAAGCGAGUAUAAGAACGAGAGGACGAGCGUCGCGACGCAUCAUUCGUCCCCCAGAAGUGACCAGAACCCAUAAUUCGAUUCAUCCCCCUUUCGCACUGACUUGUAAGUGAUCAAAUAGCAGCAUGAGCACUUACCUGUGUCUCAUCGUGGCUGUGUGCACCCUGGGGUCAGCAAACUCCAAGAUAAUACCGUCCGAUGAGUUGACAUCGCUCCAGCAACAGAUACCUUAUGAAUUCAUGGAGAAUGCUGACUUCAAUGGCUACAAUUUCAAGGGCAUUGCGAGAGUCAUUCCUCAAGCUAUAACAAUUUCAGAUUGCAUAUUCAUGACGUCAGAGACUGGCAGAUUCACUUAUCAAGCGACGAACGAGGAUGCAACGGUCUGCGGUGCGUACUUCCUCACGGAGCCUGACAAAACCCUGGAAUUGAGUUUUCUGUCCUUCGACGUACCGUGCGAGCAGGACGGCCUUGUCUCGGUCGUAGACGGUUGGGAAUUGAACGGCGAACUUUUCCCGUCACCGAUGGAUCAUCCUCUCCCAUUAAAAGAGCGUUUCGACGAGUUUUGCGGUAAACGCGUUUCGAAGACUUACGUCAGCACGCAGAAUGCAAUCCUCAUACAGUACAGAAUACCCGUCAGGGGUAAGGGUUUCUCGGUUUAUGUGAGAAGCCACAAAAAUCCAAGUCCUUGUAACGUGCUUGCAAACAGUACAACCGAUGCAUUCACUCUCCGGAAUUACGGACAGCAACUUAAUUGCACCCUGACGGCUAUUUAUCCGUCAGUGGUGAGGGUCAUAGCCCUUGACGUUGGUGGACGGAGAACGAGACCGCCAAUCAGACAAAUGGAAACUGGCACCGUUCACGACUGCAAUAAACGCGGUUUGCCGGAUCAAGUGCAAAUUGGAGGUAAUACGGGAUUGGACACAUCAAAAAUGGAAGUGGUUGACUCAAUAUGCGGCGUUGAUUCAAAGCCUGAUGCAGACUCGAGAAUAAUUGGAUGUGAAGUGACGUCGGUGAGGCUUGUGUCCAGCGGUUUAUUUGACAACUCUGUUACUGUGGUGAUGCGACCGGCCGUGGACGAUGAGAUACUAGCUGCAAAUGUCAUUUGUGCAUUGUAAUGGAUGUAUCUGUGUAUUGAACUCGAUGGACGAAGGUGAACUGCGAAUAUAAAUGUCACUGGAUACCAACUAAGAAUCCCGUUGAUCGUCUGUCCUCAAAAA